Molecule: messenger RNA, 2384 nt
Organism: Brachypodium distachyon (stiff brome)
Lineage: Eukaryota; Viridiplantae; Streptophyta; Magnoliopsida; Poales; Poaceae
Product: transcriptional adapter ADA2
Exons: 12
Coding region: 261-1967 (568 amino acids)
Biological process (GO): chromatin remodeling; regulation of transcription by RNA polymerase II
Cellular component (GO): nucleus
Molecular function (GO): transcription coactivator activity; zinc ion binding; chromatin binding
Source: RefSeq, a predicted model, not a curated record
ACUCGUUCUGAUCUGUAGCUAUCUACCGUGCACCAAUGGUGGUCGUCUUCUCCCCGACUCCCCGCCUCAGCCAAAUCCCAAACCCAACCGCCGCGCAGAUCCCCGAAAAUCCCCAAUCCUAAUCACCGCCGCCGUUCGGAUUAAUCCCCCCCAAUUCGAUUCAGCUCGAUGCGGUUAGCAGCGCUGUAGCAGAUCCCCCCUCCCCCGCGAGCUAGGGUUAGGGUUUCCAGGGGUUUGAGCUAGGGUUUGGGCCCGCCGCGAUGGGCCGGUCUCGCGGAGUGCCCAAUCCUGGCGACGACGACACCAACCACAGGUCGAAGCGGAGGAGGGUUGCAUCGAGCGGCGAUGCGACGGAUUCCCUUUCUGCGGCGUGCGGUGGAGCAGGCGACGGGAAGAAGGCGCUGUACCACUGCAACUACUGUAACAAGGACCUCUCUGGGAAGAUCCGGUUCAAGUGCUCCAAGUGCCCGGAUUUCGACCUCUGUGUUGAGUGCUUCUCUGUUGGCGCCGAGGUCCAACCGCAUCGAAGCAACCACCCCUACAGGGUCAUGGACAACUUGUCUUUUCCACUCAUUUGUCCAGAUUGGAAUGCAGAUGAGGAAAUCCUUCUUCUAGAGGGAAUUGAAAUGUAUGGUCUAGGAAAUUGGGCUGAGGUUGCAGAGCAUGUUGGUACCAAGGGCAAGGCUCAAUGCAUUGAACAUUAUACAACUGCAUAUAUGAACUCACCUUGUUAUCCCCUUCCGGACAUGUCUCAUGUUAAUGGCAAGAAUAGGAAGGAACUUCUUGCCAUGGCUAAAGUACAGGGUGAGAGUAAAAAAGGGAUAUCAGUGUUACCAGGGGAUUCGACUCCCAAGGACGAGUCUCCAUUUUCUCCCUCCAGGGUCAAGGUGGAAGAUGCACCUGGAGAAGGUCCAGCCGGUCGAUCACCUUCACACAUAGCUGGCGGUGCUAAUAAGAAGGCUUCAACUGCUGGCCAUUUUAAAGAUAGUGCUAAUUUGGCUAAAAUGGAAGAUGGCCAUAUGGAUAGAAGUAUUGGUGUAAAAAAGCCCAGAUAUUCUGCAGAUGAAGGGCCUUCUUUGACUGAACUGAGUGGAUACAACGCAAAGAGACAUGAGUUUGACCCGGAAUAUGAUAAUGAUGCUGAACAAGCACUCGCGGAAAUGGAAUUUAAAGAAACUGAUUCAGAAACUGAUCGUGAACUGAAGCUACGGGUUCUGCGUAUUUACUUGUCAAGGCUUGAUGAAAGAAAAAGGAGAAAAGAGUUCAUACUAGAAAGAAAUUUACUGUACCCUAAUCCUUUGGAGAAGGAUCUGACAAAUGAAGACAAGGAAGUUUACCACCGCUACAAGGUCUUCAUGCGUUUCCUUUCGAAGGAGGAACAUGAAGCCCUUGUCAGGAGUGUCAUUGAAGAAAGAAAAAUUCGGAGGAGGAUUCAAGAGCUUCAGGAAUGUCGUUCUGCUGGAUGCCGUACAUUGGCUGAAGCCAAGAUACACAUAGAGCAAAAGAGGAGAAAGGAGUACGAGGCGAAUGCCCACAAAGCUAAGGAAAGUGGCCAACUUAUUCCAACUACUAAAGUAGUACACAAAACAAAUCGCCCUAUGAAACUUGAAUCUGAUGGGAAUCUCGAUCCAAAGAAAAGCAAUGCUACUGUAGAUUCUGGCGGUCGGGAUUCUCCCAAAGCAACGGGACAUACAGUCGCUAAACAAUGGGAUGAUUGGGACAUUGUUGGUCUUCCUGGGGCAGAGCUAUUAAGCGCCAGUGAAAAACUUCUAUGCUGCCAAAACAGAUUGCUACCUAGUCAUUAUCUGAGAAUGCAGGAGGUAUUGAUGCAGGAGAUGUUCAAGGGCAGUGUCGUCAAAAGGGAAGAUGCCCAUGUAUUAUUCAAGGUAGACCCUGCCAAAGUAGAUACUGUUUAUGAUAUGGUGAUGAAAAAGCUCGGUAGCAAUGAGGAGGCUCCAACUGUUUAGUUUUGCCAAUGGGUUUGCCUGGUGUAAACUUCCCCCAAAACCAAAUCUUGGUUUCUCAUUCGCAGCAUGACCGAGACUCUGUGUAAAAAUGGAGGCUAUACUUACAGUUAACUUGGCUGUAGUGUUAAAUUGAAAUUUGUGUCAGAUUUCUGAAGAAGCACAAUAAGGCAUUCGAGCCAAAUUGUAAAAUUAUCGCCCGCAAUGGGAAUGUGUAGCAUGAGUUACCAUUGCUGUUCAAUUUUUAAGAGGAUAGUUGCCAUCGCUGAGUGUACUGUGGUGAUCUGUUAGUGCCUUUGUUGUAGGUUUAGGUUCUGAAAUGAUGUAUCAUGUAUGUAAACAUUCGUCCUAUUUUAUGCCAUUGUUCCAAGACCAGACAUUAAUUAUUAAAGCUCCCUGCCAAUUUUUUGCGAGUGUUCA